AUGAAGUUCACAACCCCAACGAAAUUCCUGUUGCUCGUCGCAGCCGUCGCCCUCGUGGCCUCACCCGGCUCCACACUCGCCCAAAAAGGAGCACCAGCAGCCCCCGGCGAUGCAACCACCACCCCUGCCGGUGCUACUACAACCCCGCCCGUCCCCACUGUCCCUGCCACCACCACCACCACCACCACCGUACCGAUCGUUCCUACCGUCCCCACUGUCCCUACCGUUCCUACGGUCCCUACAAAUCCUACGAGCACCGUCCCCCCCGUGGUCACGACCCCUCCGCCUGUCGUCCCAACCGUCGUCACUACGACUUCUUCACCCGCCGCCCCGACGUUUACUCCCCCCGCGGCACUGGCGCCCUGCGCUAAUACGAGUACUUGUAAGGUCAACGAGUAUUGUGGAGUUACGGCCGAGACCUUGAAGAACUCGACGGUCAUGGGGUACUGUCUGCCCAUGACGGACGGGAUAAUGAUGUGUCUUUCCUCGCCUGUUCAGCCCUGUACUUCGCAUACUCAGUGCAACACGUUCGGAUUCGGGUACUGCGAUCUUAGGAGCACCCACAACUGUGCGGGCAUGGGUGUCCCUAAUACUCCGUCUGAGUGUCGUUCAGGAACACUUGUUGGAAGCGGGAACCAGUCCUCGUCGGGUGACUCAAAUGACAAGUUGAAGUCGACGUUGAAGUAUGCGGGUAUUGGCAUUGGAGCGGUGGCGUUAUUGGGAAUUGUCUUUGCGGUGGUUAGGUGGAAGUCGAACAAGAAGAAGCGGUCGCGCAAGAUGCCUGAUUUUGCAGAUGUUGACUAUGGAAUGUCGACUACUACUGCCAGGUCUAAAUCUCAUCGUCAGCGACAGUCGGAGCCUAGGUCGAGUGCUGGCGGGGAUGGUGGGCAGUCAUACCCGUUCUCGAACCGCCCCGUGGUUGCAGGCGCCGCUGCUGUUGGUGUUGGUGUUGGUGCUGGAGCUCUUGCGGCCGGAGCAGCUACGGCUGAUCAGGAUUUCUAUAGCGACCAGUACUAUGAUGACGGAUACGCUCAGCACGGCAAGGGCGGAUACGACAACUAUGAAAACCAGACCGGUGGAUAUGACAACUACGGCUACGGACAGGGAGGAUAUGACCAGGGGUACGGCCAGCAAGGGUACGACCAACAGGGCUACUACAAGGAAGCUGGAGCCGCCGGCGGGUAUGAGGGCUACGACCAGCACGGCAACUAUAUCGGCGACCAGACCGGAUACUAUGAUCAGCAGGGGUACGAUUACUCUCAGCAGCAGCAGGAUUACCAGUACCCCUCUACCUCUGGUGUCGAUGCUUCUGGCGCCGUUGUAGCAAGCGGCGCUGGUGCAGCAGUGGCAGGUGGAGUGAUGGAUGGUAGCGGAGUUGCCUACCCAGCCGAGGUAGCUGCGGUCUCGCCGCGCAGAAAUGGAAAUGCCGAGAUGAUGCCAGAGCAGGACUUUGGUACCUCUGCCGCCGGUGGCGCCGGUUACGGACGCCACUACUAG
Molecule: messenger RNA, 1497 nt
Organism: Linnemannia hyalina
Lineage: Eukaryota; Fungi; Mortierellomycota; Mortierellomycetes; Mortierellales; Mortierellaceae
Source: the annotation of a GenBank genome assembly